AUUCUCAUCCCUUGUUUGCAGGAGUCAUCUGACACCUCGCAGCAUAUCUGCGCUCGAGAAUACAUCCUUCGUCUCGUAAAUGAAAGAGAAGAGUCGCCGUGAAGGAUCAUUCCGGUGAAUAUAUUCGUCGGUCUGGUGUGACUCGCAGAACGUCUCUCGAGACAAGAGUCAUGAUGAAAGCGAUUCCGCUCAUGCAAUUCUGCUUCAUAGUGAGCGUUUCAUCCCAACAGAUUCAAAACGAUGGAGAAAUUAAGCUCUGGAAUGCCCUCGGGAAUUUCGGCCAUAAACUGAGUCAAAAACUGGCUUCCUCAGAGCCUCGUGGAAACAUCCUUGUUUCGCCGCUCUCAGUCGCCACAGCCUUGAACAUGGCCCUUGUAGGCGCAGGGGGCUCAACGAAAGGGGAAAUGAUCACUUCGAUGGGCCUCCAGGGUAUCGACGAGCUGUCGCUCAGAAGAGCUUUCUUGUCGAUCCUGAGUCGUAAACACGAUAAUCCGACAGAUCCAGUGGAUCCAAACCCGCGCACAUCCUUCACUCUGCUUGCCGCGAAUCGUCUCUACAUAAGCUCUCGUUUCCCGACCCGGAAUGAAUUCAAAACGGAUAUCGCAGAGAAUUUCCUCGCGGAGGCGCUUAAUGUUGAUUUCCUGAAGAACGGCUCGCAAAUCCAGAACGAAAUCAAUGCUUUUGUCAGCGAACGUACCAGAGGACUCAUCAAGGACGUAUUGAAGCAGCCAUUGAGUCCGAGCACGAUGCUGGCUCUCAUCAACACCGUGUAUUUUAAAGGUUUUUGGACGCAUCGCAUGGACGAGGUUCCCGGUUCCUGGAUUUUCAAUGAGGGCUGUGCGGAGCUGCAAUCACAGCCUGAGAAGCGUCUGAUGGUGACAUCGAGGUACAAGUACCUCGACUCUGCCAACCUGCAAGCGCAGAUGAUUCUGCUGCCCUAUGUGAGCGACGACACCGUCGUGGAAAUGCUCAUCAUGCUGCCCCACGAAGAGCACAAGUGCAACACACAAGCUUGGUUCGAAAGAAUUUCGGGGGAAGCCCUCCGAUCUGAGAUUAGGAACAUGUCCCAUACGAGAGUUCAUCUGACUAUGCCCGCUUUCGAGCUCGACGGCCGCUACGAUCUCGAGAGAGUGUUGCCAACCAUGGGGAUGCCGUCGGCUUUCACACCGGGUCAGGCGGACUUCACCGGCAUAUCGAGCCAACGAACCAACAUCGAUAAAGUGAUCCAUCAGUCAAAGAUGAUCGUGACCAGAUUCGGCACCGAAGCUGCAGCGGCCACCGUUUUAGCGAUAACUCGCUUUGCCUCUUUCCCAUCGGUGGAGCCGAUCCCCAUGGUUGUCGACAGAUCCUUCUAUGUUUCGAUCAUUUAUCGCGUCAACAGAGAUAGCGAGACCUUCCUGCCGUUGUUCACCGGUUUGGUGCACCGGAUCUGAGAGGACUGCGACUUUCGAGCUCCGUAAUCACCGGAUCAACAGUCGUCCCCACGGAACCCGGUAAUAACUUUAUCGAAUGAUCCCUGGGCUGAAUUCUUCUUACAGCUCAGAUUUCACUCAGCGCAUCUAGGAAAUAAAACCUUUUAU
Galendromus occidentalis (western predatory mite) is the source of this 1580-nucleotide messenger RNA. RefSeq names its product serpin B6. Gene Ontology annotation, molecular function: serine-type endopeptidase inhibitor activity. The record is from RefSeq and is a predicted model, not a curated record. Bases 171 to 1433 code for a protein of 420 amino acids. The transcript is spliced from 6 exons. Lineage: Eukaryota; Metazoa; Arthropoda; Arachnida; Mesostigmata; Phytoseiidae.